Messenger RNA from Pollicipes pollicipes, 1119 nucleotides. RefSeq names its product protein bric-a-brac 1. The transcript is spliced from 6 exons. Gene Ontology annotation, molecular function: protein binding. Gene Ontology annotation, biological process: regulation of transcription by RNA polymerase II. Gene Ontology annotation, cellular component: nucleus. Lineage: Eukaryota; Metazoa; Arthropoda; Thecostraca; Pollicipedomorpha; Pollicipedidae. The coding region runs from base 75 to 1028 and encodes 317 amino acids. The record is from RefSeq and is a predicted model, not a curated record.
CAGCUGACAUGCGCCCGCGGCCCGCCGUCUGACCGGAUUUUGCAGUUUGGGCGUGCUCCUGUUCCAGACACAAAAUGGCGGACCAACAGUUUUGCCUGCGAUGGAACAACUUCCAGAACAACAUCAUCUCGUCGUUCGAGUACCUCCGAUCGGAGGAGGACUUCGUGGACGUGACGCUGGCCUGCGAGGGCAGGAGCCUAAAGGCGCACAAGGUCAUUCUUUCGGCCUGCAGUCAGUACUUCCGUGACCUUCUCAAGACCACGCCGUGCUCGCAUCCGAUCAUCGUGCUGAAGGACGUCUCGUUCGACGACCUGUUGUCCCUCAUGUGCUUCGUCUACCAAGGCGUCGUGUACAUCGGCCAGGAGCGUCUGACGCAGUUCCUCAAGACGGCCGAGUUUCUGCAGAUCAAGGGCCUCUCGGAGCACUGCAUCGGAGAGCCGUUCGCCCGCCAGCAGCCGGCCACGCAGUCGUCGCCCAGCCAGUCGGAGGAGGCGCUCAGCCUCGUCACCGAGACGUCCAUCCUGCGCCAGCGGAUCGAGGGCCGCUCGGCCGACCUCGAGCCGGUCAAGGUCGAGACGAACGGGCCUGGCAGUCCGGCCGGCGAGCACGCCAAGCUCUCGCCCGGCCCGCUCCUCAUGGACCCGAAUGCUAUCAGCAUGGUGGGCCGCGAGUCGAUCGGGUUCCCGUUCCUGUCGCAGCCCGGCACGAGCUCCCUGCUGGCCACCGCCACGGCGCUGCCGCCGGCCGGCCCGGACGAUCAGCAGAUGUCGUACGCGGCCGGCGCGGAAGAGAGGCGCAGUCGCCAGUGGAGCUCGCGCCAGCCGCGCGUCUGUCCAAUAUGUAACGGGCUCUUUUCCAACAAGUUCAACCUCAAACAGCACAUUGUCAACGUGCACACCAGCUCCGCCGGCGUCGAGUGCUCGCUCUGCAAGAAGGUGUGCAAGAACAAGUGGUACCGGCGCCGCCACGAGGUGGUCGUGCACGGCGCGCCGCUCAAGCGCGGGCGCCUCGGCACCGACGUUUUCUAGCCGGCCCAUCGCAACCACUCUCCCUCCCAACCGCCCCGCCCACCCCGACGUCCCACUCCCGAACCGUGCAAUACCGCGGGCGCCAGGUCGA